AUGGGGUCUUCGUUAGUCAAAGCAGCUAUUGAUAGAACAAUAUCAUUCUUCUCAAAUCCGGCUUUGUAUUUAUCAGCGGUUGAAAAUUUUAUUGGUGAUUUUAUGUCAUGUCUUCCCUCCACAGAUGAAACGAAUUCUCCUCAAAUAUCCAUCGAUAAGAAAGUUUUAAUUGAAGAUAUGCUGAAACGAACCCGUAUUGAAGUCGAUUUUGAAACUAUUAAUAGAGCUUCUUUUAUGGAAUCAAUACCAUCACGUUAUCGCAAUGAAGAAACUAUGCUGACUGGUACAAUUAUUAUCGUCUUCUGUUUAUUUUAUCAAUAA
Didymodactylos carnosus is the source of this 321-nucleotide messenger RNA. Lineage: Eukaryota; Metazoa; Rotifera; Eurotatoria; Philodinida; Philodinidae. The record is from the annotation of a GenBank genome assembly.